UUGAGAGACACACACACAGAUACACAAACACACACUGAACCACACACACACAGAUACACACAAACGCGUUAAAAAUGUCACACUUUGACGGGUGCGGCGGAUCGUACUUCGACCGCCGUGGCUCAAACAGCGGUGCCGGAGGAGAGGGCUCUUACCCCGCCGCAAUGAGGGGCUCGCCGGACCAAACCGAGUUCUCUGCCGACCUGAGCGCUUACAUGGACCCGACACACCCCCCGCUACACGGCCACCCGCCCACCCGUAUCACCGACGAGCUCCUCGACUACCCUGCAAAGCACACCUUUCACUACCGACCGGUCCCGCAAACUCACACCCAGCAGCAGCUGCUCGGGCACGGCUACCCGGGGGGGGGUCUGCAGGGUCUGCUGCCCCGGGUGGGGGUGAUAGUGAAGGAAGAGGGGAGAGGCGGGGGCUCUCUUGUUGCCCCCCACCGCGGGCAGCCCGGAGGGUACGAGCUUCAACACAGCCUGCCCUACCAGCUCUCCCACUCCCACAGCACGCAGGAGGCGGCGGGUCUCAGCAUCACCACGGCGCCCCCCAGUGUCGACUCGCAGCUCCGACCGGUCAGGGCUUCCUCGAUGAAAGACGGAGCCGUCAGCCCCCUUUACCCCUUCCCACAUCCUUCCCUCCCCGGCCCCUCCUCCCUGAAGCUCAAGAAGGCCAUGAAGAAGGAUUCUCUGGAGUACCGCCUGAGACGCGAGCGGAACAAUAUUGCUGUGCGCAAGAGCCGAGACAAAGCCAAACGCAGGAACCUGGAGACCCACAAGAGGGCGCUAGACUUCAUGGCAGAGAACCAGCAACUACGGGAGAGGGUGAGCAGGCUGAGCCAGGAACUGGACACGCUGCGCAACAUCUUCCGAGAGCUCCCCCCGGAGGCCAGGCAAGGCACUGCGACUGCCACGGUGUCAGGGGAUUUAUUGAGGAGUUGAAGGGAGAGCGGACCGGAGGGGAGUUUCUAGCUGAGGGAACUGUGCUUCUAUGUGCUGGCCGAGCGCGGUACUGCAACUGUGGAAUGGAGAUUGACUGAGGACACCUGGUGUUGAAACUGCGCUACUGCAAUUUUGGAAGGGAGAUUGACUGACACCUGGUGGUGAAACUGCGCUACUGCUACCUACCCUGGGGGGCAGGUAUUACUAUCAAUGUUGGGACAAAAUUUGAGAAAAUGUCCCCACAAAGACAGUAACU
Messenger RNA from Polyodon spathula (Mississippi paddlefish), 1203 nucleotides. RefSeq names its product CCAAT/enhancer-binding protein epsilon-like. The record is from RefSeq and is a predicted model, not a curated record. Bases 75 to 947 code for a protein of 290 amino acids. Lineage: Eukaryota; Metazoa; Chordata; Actinopteri; Acipenseriformes; Polyodontidae. Gene Ontology annotation, biological process: regulation of transcription by RNA polymerase II; myeloid cell differentiation; DNA-templated transcription. Gene Ontology annotation, molecular function: RNA polymerase II cis-regulatory region sequence-specific DNA binding; DNA-binding transcription factor activity, RNA polymerase II-specific. The transcript is spliced from 2 exons.